Molecule: messenger RNA, 2169 nt
Organism: Malus domestica (apple)
Lineage: Eukaryota; Viridiplantae; Streptophyta; Magnoliopsida; Rosales; Rosaceae
Biological process (GO): endoplasmic reticulum to Golgi vesicle-mediated transport
Cellular component (GO): TRAPP complex
Source: RefSeq, a predicted model, not a curated record
CCGGUUCCUUGCUUAGGCUUGGGCCGGCGGCAACCCCUCCCACCCCCUUCUAGCAUCCCCUUCCUCCUAGUCUCUCCACCCCUUGCUUCUUACCCUCUGUCCUCUUGCUGCGACCCACACAUUUUUUUCCUUUCUUUCUGCGCCCCCAACCCUCCCCUCGCUGCUUUCUCUUUUUCUUUGUUCCUUGGUCUGCCCAGCACCUUCUCCCCUCACUCUUCUGUGCGCAACCUGUUUUCAUGGCUUUGUUGUGAGCCUCCGACCCACUUCCCUGAUUUUAUUGCCAUACAAGGCUUUUCCCUUGUUUGGAGCUUAGAUAUGCGGUUUUGGGUUGUUUUUGUGGUAUUUGACUUACUUUUUCUGGUUUUUUGCUCUUCUUGCCUAGUUGGUGGCUGUCAUGCCUACUGGAGGCUUCGUUUAUUUGGAUUUGUGCAGCUUAUGCUUCCUGGGUGGGGUUGCACAUGGAGUGUUCUCGGCAGUGGCUUCCUGGGCACCCACAGUGAUGGUGUGCAUAUUUGCUAGCAGAAUUUUCUCUAGGUUGUUUGGACUUUUCCGAGGGCUUUGCCCUUGGAACUAUUGUUUUGUCCUCUUUGGGUUUGUGGUGGUGAUGGGGAUGGCAGUGCAGUGAUGUGGGUGGUCUUGGCUUGGCAACCCCUCUACCAUCCAUGUCAUUGCCGCUAUUUCUUGCCAUAACUGUGACCAACACCGAUCAGAAGAAUUUCUGGCAACUCUUGGUGCUAUCAUGUUUUAUGCAGGUUUUUAGAUUGUGGUGGCAUUCCGACGACUUUGGUGGCUCUGGCUAGAUCCUCUUCCGCCCACCCCUUUGAGUUUGUCCCGACUACAGUUGGCCUCGCACACCUCUUGACAUUUUUGCAUGUGCCUCUGCCUCUGCUACCCAUGCCUACUACCAAAUUGCAACCGCAUCUCCAUUAUGGACACUUCACCUUGUUCUUUUGUUCUUUUAAUUUAGUUUUUAUGACUGGUCUGUGUUGCUUCGGCAAGUGGUUUGUGUCAUUUCUGAGAUUUUGUAGCCUCGUUGUCUCGCAAUGGUUUUGGUGAGGGUUUCGAUGCUUUGUAUGACACUUUUUGUCCAUGGGACAUAUCAAUAUCGGGAUUCCUUGUUCUAGUGGUGCGAUUUGAGUGAUGGCCGCAUAGGGGUUUAAAAUCAUUUGUAAUUUGUGCUUAUUACCUCCAGAUUAAGAAAUUGAUCACUAAAGCAUAUGUACCAUUUGACAUCCUUGUAAGUGGUUAGUUAUGGUAAUGAAAAUUAUAUCUUUUUGUUAUAUUAAAAAAAAAAACCCGGGGAGGUGCGAACUGCGAAGUGAGUGCCAAUUGCGACCCGGGUUGUGCCUUUGAAUCUCUCGACCCACCCCGAUCAGACCUCCCUACUCCUGCCUCCUCUCUCUCUCGCUCUCCUCCGCCAAUCUUCGCUGCCUCCGCCCCGAUCUGCCCUUGGUUUCAAAGGUUUUAAUUACCUUCUUUGAAUCAAGAGCCUCUUCCUCUUCAUUUUUUCGUUUUCCGAAUUAGUCCUCGGAAAUGGCAGCAAUUUACAGCCUCUACAUCAUUAACAAAUCAGGCGGCUUGAUCUUCUACAAGGACUAUGGGUCGGCGGGACGAAUGGACACGAAUGAUAGCUUGAGGGUUGCAAGCUUGUGGCACUCAAUGCACGCCAUUUCUCAGCAGCUGUCGCCAGUAUCAGGCUGUUUCGGCAUCGAGCUCCUCCAAGCUGACACUUUCGAUCUUCAUUGCUUUCAAUCACUCACCGGGACAAAGUUCUUUGUUGUGUGUGAGCCUGGGACGCAGCACAUGGAAGGUCUCUUGAAACAUAUCUAUGAGUUGUACACCGAUUACGUCUUGAAGAACCCCUUUUAUGAGAUGGAGAUGCCAAUACGAUGCGAGCUCUUCGAAAUCAACCUAACGCAGGCAAUACAGAAGGAUCGUGUUGCCUUGUUGGCCAGAUGAUCAAUUUACCUUCAUUCAUACAUACGAGAUACAUACGAGAUACUCUCUGUGUACGAAGUCCAUGAAAAAGAUAGUGCGGGGAAGAGUCUCGUUCUAUUAGUCACCCAGUAAUCAAAAUACAGUCACCUACCAUGGGAUUUUCUAUGACGUGUUAUAAUUUGAGAAGACUUGCAAUUAUAGAUCGAAUGUCGUGUGGUUUUACACUUUUAU